CAAAGCUUCCGUCGCAUAGGUUUUUAAAAAUUAUUAUUAAAGGGCUAAAUUGAAGACAAAUAUUUGAUACCUUCCAUAUUGCCAAUUUGCAAUUGCGAAAAUGUCCGUCCAGGAUGAACAAGGAAAUCCUCGUCGUUUGGCCAAAGAUAUUGGCUCUCUCUACUACUCCGAUCUGCUACCACUGGCCGGGGAUGGCGAGCCAGAGACGAGAGAGUUCCUCAACCGGAUGACGGAAAUCUUGAUGGAUUUUUUGCACAAGACGUUCGACCGAUCGAGCAAAAUCUUGGACUUUCACCACCCGGAGCAACUGUUGGAAAUUCUCGAUUUGACGCUGCCUAACCAGCCCAAGAAUAUUGACCAGCUGUUGGCCGACUGUCGCGACACUUUAACCUACCAAGUGAAAACAGGUCACCCGCGUUUUUUCAACCAACUAUCCAAUGGUGUUGACGUCAUUUCCAUGGCGGGCGAGUGGCUGACGGCCACGGCCAACACCAACAUGUUCACCUACGAGAUCUCGCCCGUUUUCAUCCUCAUGGAGCACAUGACGCUGAAAAAGAUGAGGGAAAUCAUCGGCUACAAAGGCGGCGACUCUAUUCUUGCACCUGGUGGAACUAUAUCCAACUUGUACGCCGUUCUGGCCGCUCGCUACCGCAAAUACCCACGAGUCAAAAGUGAAGGACUCCAGUCGCUGCCCGGUCCUCUGGCCAUGUUCACCUCAGAACACAGCCAUUUUUCGAUGAUGAGUGCGGCAGCUGCUUCUGGACUAGGCACUGAUAAUUGCAUUAGCGUUCCGUGCAACGAAAGGGGUCAAAUGAUUCCGGAAGAACUGGAACGUCUCGUCCUCAAGAGCAUCGCCGAUGGUAAAAUCCCGUUCCUAGUGACGGCCACGGCCGGUACCACCGUUUUCGGAGCUUUCGAUCCCAUCAAUCCGAUUGCCGACAUUUGCGAAAAACAUCACCUAUGGCUCCACAUUGAUGCUGCCUGGGGUGGAGGUCUGCUCAUGUCCGAGAAAUUCCGGUACAAAUUCGAGGGCAUUCAAAGAGCCGAUUCCGUCACCUGGAAUCCACACAAAAUGAUGAACGUUUUGCUUCAAUGUUCAACAGUUCAUUUCAAACAAAAUAGUUUGCUGUAUCACUGCAACAGGAUGUGUGCAGAUUACUUGUUCCAGCAAGACAAACAUUACGACGUCACCUAUGAUACUGGUGACAAAGUUAUUCAAUGCGGCCGUCAUAAUGAUAUUUUCAAAUUCUGGUUGCUCUGGAGAGCCAAGGGAACGGAAGGAUUUGCCAAGCAAAUGGAACGAUUCGUACAGCUAACUCAAUAUCUAGUCGAGGGACUUUUGCAGAGACCCGAACGAUUCCAGUUGAUCGUAGCCGAGCCGGAAUGCACUAACGUGUGUUUCUGGUACGUUCCGACACGAUUCCGCACCAUGGCUCCCGGUCCAGAGCGUGAUCGUCUCCUCGGACAGAUUACGCCGAUUCUCAAGGGAAGGAUGAUGUCCACUGGUACGCUUAUGGUCGGCUACCAACCCCAAGGGAAACUGCCCAACUUCUUCAGAUGCAUCAUAUCCAACCAGGCUGUCACCGAGGUGGACAUUGACUUUUUGGUGGAUGAGAUGGACCGUCUGGGCCAUGACCUCUAAAAAAGAACAUAGUUUUAUUAUCAGAAGUAGUUGCACGGUCUUAACUGUUUGUUGUGGUCAUUAUUGCACAUACUACUUGCAUGCAUUCUACACGUUACUACUGUCUAUGUUAACACAGCUGUUUUACGUCAGGCAUUGCUCCAUUUGAGUAUUUCUUAGUAAUCUCUGCACUGCACUUCCAAUUUGAAUUUCAGCACUCGUACACAACUCUGCACAAGCACUGCACAUUUCCUGUGUGAGAUUAUCUCAUGUCUCCACAUUUCCACUCCUUGUUACUGUCCAGCACAAGCACUCGUGCAAAGGUCAAGGUGUCCCGAAACUAGUCGUUUCAUCUGACCUUGCUAUCACGUAUAAUAGGAUAAUCUAUAUGUGUUGCGUGUAAUGCUAGAAUUCUUUUUCCUUUGCUACUCUGGGAACCCUUUCAUUCGAGAAAGUGGGCUUGACCUCGUUCUCGUCACGUUUCAUGGUCACAGUUAAGUUUAAUGCACAGUUGAUGCGUAAAACAGAAAUUUGACUUACUACAUACCGGAGUCGAUUGUUUCCUAUUUUUUUUUUGUUCCCAACUCUUUUUCUGUUGCAAGACCACGUUUUCGUUCAGAGUUCAUUCAAAGAUGAUUAUUGCCACUGCAUUCCAGAAGUGGCGCUAAAGACUUGUUGUACAACUUCUAAUUUAACUUUUUUUUUUAACAUUAAUAAUUAUGAUGUUACCUGUUCGCAUAGACUCUUAUGGUUUGUUAAAAUUUACACAUCAUAAUAACCAAGAAAGUGCACAACAUAUCACACAACUAUUGCACAAGUUGAAUUGUUUGAAUUUCUUGAUUUUUCUCGCUCAGCUGUGCUUGACAUGCAUUUUGUGUUCUUCUGUGUUUCUUUUACCUGCUGUGUGAUUCAUUGUAUCGUCGGGAAUGUUGACAACGAGACUCGUGCGCCGAUCACAUUAAGGAGCACGUGGACAGCAAAACCAAAGUCUUCCAAAACUGCAGUAUCUUUCACUCCCAUAUCAUCAUCCAGAUAUGUGGUUUGUUCUACUGUUUUCAUUGACGUUUUGUCCUGUCUCUUUGUGUCUAUUUUGUUUUCUCUUGUUCGCUAGUAAUAAUAUACACUGCGUUGUGUACGUGAACUUUACUAAAUAAUCCCAAUUACAUAUUCCCCAGCAACAACCCAAUACGUAUUUUCUGUGUCAACCCGACCCGUCGUUAACGUAUUAAUUUUCUGUUUCAUUGUAAUUUUAUUGUCGUUAACAUAUCGCCGUAACGUGUGAGCAGCAAUAAGACUUCUAAACAGGCCGUUCCGUAGAAGAAAUUAAAAACUAUACAAACGAGAAACGACUAAAUAUACUAAACAGGAAGCAA
This is a messenger RNA of Daphnia carinata, 2994 nucleotides long. RefSeq names its product glutamate decarboxylase-like (gene Gad1). Gene Ontology annotation, cellular component: cytoplasm. Bases 101 to 1642 code for a protein of 513 amino acids. Gene Ontology annotation, biological process: carboxylic acid metabolic process. Gene Ontology annotation, molecular function: pyridoxal phosphate binding; carboxy-lyase activity. Lineage: Eukaryota; Metazoa; Arthropoda; Branchiopoda; Diplostraca; Daphniidae. The record is from RefSeq and is a predicted model, not a curated record. The transcript has 8 exons.